Messenger RNA from Saimiri boliviensis boliviensis (Bolivian squirrel monkey), 2474 nucleotides. RefSeq names its product hydroxysteroid dehydrogenase like 1 (gene HSDL1). The record is from RefSeq and is a predicted model, not a curated record. Lineage: Eukaryota; Metazoa; Chordata; Mammalia; Primates; Cebidae. Gene Ontology annotation, cellular component: mitochondrion.
GGGUGCGGCCAGGCGGCAGCUGAGGCUGCGGAGACGGGGGCGGUGGCCGCGCGGGUCUGGCGGGACCGGUUUAGAGGACCACGCCGCCUUGCAGGUUGCCAUGGCUGCUGUUGACAGCUUCUACCUCUUGUACAGGGAAAUCGCCAGGUCUUGCAAUUGCUAUAUAGAAGCUCUAGCUUUGGUUGGAGCCUGGUAUACGGCCAGAAAAAGCAUCACUGUCAUCUGUGACUUCUAUAGCCUGAUCAGGCUGCAUUUUAUCCCCCGCCUGGGGAGCAGAGCGGACCUGAUCAAGCAGUAUGGAAGAUGGGCCGUCGUCAGCGGUGCAACAGAUGGGAUUGGAAAGGCCUACGCUGAAGAGUUAGCAAGCCGAGGUCUCAGUAUCAUCCUGAUGAGUCGGAAUGAGGAGAAGUUGCGGGUUGUUGCUAAAGACAUAGCCGACACGUACAAAGUGGAAACUGAUAUUAUCGUUGCGGACUUCAGCCGUGGCCGUGAGAUCUACCUUCCCAUUCAAGAAGCCCUGAAAGACAAAGACAUUGGCAUCUUGGUAAAUAACGUGGGUGUGUUUUAUCCCUACCCGCAGUAUUUCACGCAGCUCUCCGAGGACAAACUCUGGGACAUCAUAAAUGUGAACAUUGCCGCUGCUAGUUUGAUGGUCCAUGUAGUGUUACCAGGAAUGGUGGAGAGAAAGAAAGGUGCCAUUGUCACGAUCUCUUCUGGCUCCUGCUGCAAACCCACUCCUCAGCUGGCUGCAUUUUCUGCUUCUAAGGCUUACUUAGAUCACUUCAGCAGAGCCUUGCAGUAUGAAUAUGCCUCUAAGGGAAUCUUUGUACAGAGUCUAAUCCCUUUCUGUGUAGCCACCAACACGACAGUGCCCAGCAGCUUUUUGCACAGGUGCUCGUGGUUGGUGCCUUCGCCAAAAGUCUAUGCACAUCAUGCCGUUUCUACCCUUGGGAUUUCCAAAAGGACCACAGGAUACUGGUCCCAUUCUAUUCAGUUUCUUUUUGCACAGUACAUGCCUGAAUGGCUCUGGGUGUGGGGAGCAAAUAUUCUCAACCGUUCACUACGUAAAGAGGCCUUAUCCUGCACGGCCUGAGUCUGGAUGGCCACUUGAGAGAAGUUUUGCCAACUCCUGGGAACCUUGGUACUCCAACAUUUGGAAAAACACAUUUAAUUUAUCUUAUGUGUUUUAUUGCUGAUUUUUAGCAUACUGUUGAUUUGUCAUUUGCAAAGCAGAUGUAAUACUGUCAGAGAGUGCUGUGAAGAAACCUCAAGGGUGUGUGAAUGGCACAGAGUCAGUAAUGACUGACGCUGAUUGAGGAUAUAUAAAUUUCAGUGCUUUUCCCCUAAGCUGUUCAAAAGUGACGCUUUUCUAUUGGUCUAGGAGCCACAGCAGUCUAGUAUUGAAAUAUAAUGUGAUUUGUCAGCUCUUAUAAUUUCGGAUGUUGCUUUUUAAGGGAAAUUGACUAUUUCACUAUAGGAGUUGUACUGGAAUGUGCAUCAGGAAAGACUACUGGAAAGUAUUAAUUUAUAACUAAGGUUGCUGGUACUAUUAGCAGGAAAAAUCUGUGUGUAUUGUGUAGCUCUAGCUGUUUGACUAUCUGUUAAGAAAAUGCUGCACUUCAACUGGUAUUUCAUUAGAGAAUUGUGUGUGUGUGUGUGUGUGUGUGUGUCUGUGUGUGUGUGUGUGUCUGUGUCUGUGUGGUGUCUUUGAGCAACUUUAUGGUUACCAUAUUUUUAAAGAGAUUUUUUCUCAGAAUGACUUAACAUGGACUCUUACAGCAUAUUAAAAAGUCUAGAUUAUUCCUUUUCAUACUAAAUAAGCCUACCAAAUUUCAUUCUGUUGGUUUGCUGUGAAUAAUAUUAACUUCCUACAUUAUAUUUUUGUUGGUUUGUCUCAAAUCUGCUAUGGAAUGAAUUGAUUCCUAGAUUUGGAUAUGUGAGAGACACUUGCAGUCAUCUUUUGAUUUAUAAAGCAAUUCUUGUGGCUAAGUAGUGAUUUCUCAGCCUCUGACCCAUUUUAUAACUGAAAUUUUGCCCUUUAGAGCUUAUUAUAUCUGGUUUUCAUACAUUUUUCUAUGUAAUAUUCCAUUCCAGUAGCAUUAUUGAUAUAAAUAUUAAGUAUUUAUGGAAUAGUAAAAUACGGACAAAUUAUGUGUGUGACAUGAUAUAUCUGUCAAAAUAAUAAGUUAGAAAGCAGCUUAUUCUUGGUUUGUGUAAUGAAUUUUUGUAUUUUAGUGAAUACCUUUAUUGGUGUGAAGAUAAUUAUGCACAAACCCUCACAAUAUGCGUUAACAUUGAAACCUACUAUGAAAUGUCUUCAGUUUGGGUCUUACAAAGCCAACCAUUUUUGAGGACCACAUACCUAGUGCGUUGAAGACUAUGUCACUAUAUGAAUAUGACAGUACGUGCACAUUUAAAAUUCAGAGGUCAGCAUUGUGACGCUGACGCAUAAGCUAGUAGAUUGGUUAAAAGUC